AUGGAGCUCGGUGGACGCUCUCUGCUGCUCCUGCUGCUGCUGCUCCUCCGGCUGACGCCCGGCCCGGUGCUGGCUCAGGUCCGCCACCCGCUGCCUGUUCUCUGGAUGAUGCCGGUGGGCUCCGGGCAGGGGGGGGGGAACCAGACGGCCGGACUGGCUGCAGCCGUCUCCUUGGCUCUGCAGGACCUGAAGGAACAACCCCCGCCCCUGGGAGACUAUGAUCUUCAGCUGCAGCUGCUGGACUCACAGUGCGAUCCGGCGAAAUCGCUUAAAGCUAUGUUCGAUGCAAUGUGGGCGGGGCCAAAGUACCUGAUGGUGUUUGGAGGGGUGUGUCCAGGGGUGACGUCACUGAUCGCCCGCUCGCUGCCUGCUCUCAACCUGGUGCAGGUGUCGUUUGCGGCGGCGUCCCCCAGCCUGGCCAACAGGAAGUGGUUCGGGAACCUGUUCAGCACGAUGCCGUCCGACCGAGCGGUGAACCAGGCCACGGUCACACUGCUGCAGCGCCACCACUGGACCAGAGUCGGCAUCGUCACGCAGGACACCACCAGACUCUCACAGAUGAAGAAGGAUCUGGUGCGACAGCUGCUGAAGGUCAAAGUUCAGCCUGUUUCCACGGAGACCGUCUUUGAUGACGUCUGCAGCCGCCUGAGGAGACUGAAGGAUCUGGACGUUCGGAUCUUCGUCGCUCAGUUUGAAGAAGAUUCCGUGUCGGAGGUUUUCUGUUGUGCGUACAGGCUGAACCUGUUCGGGUCUCGUCACCAGUGGAUCGUUGUUGAUGGAGGAACCGGCGGCUGGAGGCUGGGGGGGGCGGUCCCUGGCUGUACGACCAGCAGCGUCCUGACGGCGGCAGACGGAUCCAUCAGGCUGCAGAUCAGACCGCUCAGCAGCAGCCACACCCCCGGAGUCUCAGGACGGACGGCUCAGAACUACCAGGACGCCUACCUCCAUCAGCUGAGCCAGCAGGGGGCGGCGCUCAGCGGCCUCCAUGCCUUCGCCUACGACAGCGUGUGGGUGGCGGCCUCCGCUCUGGCGCAGGUGAUGGAGGCCGUGAAGCACCGAGAGAAGUACAGCGCCGCCCGGAGCGUGGCGGUCAGCGAGGCGGGGGUGCAGAAGAUGCUCCUGGACGCUGUGAAGAAAACACAGUUUGAGGGCGUCACGGGACCAGUUUUCUUCAGAAACGGAGAAAGACCAACGACCAUCGAACUGAUUCAGUUCCAAGGCAGCAGUGGUGUGUUGGUGGGUGAGUUCAGUUCAGAAACACAACAGCUCCGCCUCAGGAACCAUCUUCUGAAGUUUAAAGGGGGAGGAGCAGCCAGAGACCACACCCUGGUGCGUCGGCAGCGGCGUCACCUGAAGCUUCUUCACUUCAGCAUCCUGUCCUCGGCUGCAGCUGUGACCAUCUUCAUCGCCCUGGUCCUCCUCGGCUUCAUCAGCUUCCACCGCAGACACUGGUCCGGCAGCGUGUCCCUGGACCAGCUGCUCCUGCUGGGCGUCCUCCUCUCGUCCUCCUCCGUCCUGCUCUCCGGUCUGGACGGAUCCUCCAUGUCCGACGGGACCUUUCAGAUUCUCUGUUCUGCUGGCGUGUGGACUCUGAGUGUGGGCCACACCCUGACCUUCACCGUGCUCCUCAGCAGAACAUGGACUCUCUAUUCCCUCGGCUCGGGGGGGAUGAAGCCGAGGCUCAGGCUCCGCCUCCUGCUCGGGACGCUCCUGGUGGACCUGCUGGUUUUAACCUCCUGGCAGAUUCUGGACCCGCUCCGACGGGGGGUGCUGCAGCAUCACCUGGAGCCGGACCCGUCGGAGCAGGACGUCCUGGUUCAGCCGUUCUCUGAGCACUGCAGCUGCGACCACAUGGAGGCGUGGCUAACGGCUGCGUACGGAUACAGAGGCCCCCUGCUGGGUCUGGGAUGUUUCCUGGCCUGGAACAUCAGGUCGGUGCAGACGCAGCGCCCGGCGCUCAGCGGGCAGCGUCUGGCGCUCAGCGUGGUGACAGUGACGGCGUUCAGUGGGUCGGGGGUGUUGGGGUCACUGCUGACUUCCCACAAUCCUCCUCUUCACUUCUGUCUGAGCAGCGUGCUCAUCCUCUGCUGUAACAUCUGCCUCCUGAUUGGCCUGUUCGGACCCACGAUUCUACACGUGAGGCUGAACAGCAACAAGGCGCCGGCGCCGUGUGAGCUGCAGGUCGGGGCGGCAGAGGAGGAAGAGGAGGAAGAAGAGGAAGAUGAGGAGCAGCUGAGCAGGUUGAACCGACGGCUGAAGAGUCGAACGGCUCAGCUCGAUGCAGAAAUAGAAACAAUCACCAGGAAACUGGAGUCAGAGUCUGAGGUCCUGCAUCAUGAGACCAGGUCCAACAACGCUGAGCUCAGAUCUUUGAGCUGGAACACCAGGAACCCGGAGGAGAACCUGUCAAGUCCAGAGGACGUCAACGCUCCUGAGCUCGUCCGGCGGCGUCUGUCCCAGCAGCUGCAGAUCCUCCAUCACUCCUACCUGCCCGUCGUCGGUGGCGUUCCCUCCAGCUGCUCCAGUCUGUUCGGCAGCCGCGACGCCAUCGUGACCACGACAACAUCCUGUCCAGCAGCGGCACAUGAUACUGCUGAACCAAUCAGAGAACAGCAGUGA
Messenger RNA from Limanda limanda (common dab), 2619 nucleotides. Its product is annotated as gamma-aminobutyric acid type B receptor subunit 2-like. Gene Ontology annotation, biological process: gamma-aminobutyric acid signaling pathway; G protein-coupled receptor signaling pathway. Gene Ontology annotation, cellular component: G protein-coupled receptor heterodimeric complex; membrane. Gene Ontology annotation, molecular function: G protein-coupled GABA receptor activity. The record is from RefSeq and is a predicted model, not a curated record. The coding region runs from base 1 to 2619 and encodes 872 amino acids. The transcript is spliced from 18 exons. NCBI's taxonomy places the organism in Eukaryota, Metazoa, Chordata, Actinopteri, Pleuronectiformes, Pleuronectidae.